AUGAAACCAUCAACCUUUUCGAUUUUAGCAGGAGUUGUCAGCAUCGCAACAACUGCCAACGGAGCUCAAAAUGAUGCGGAGAGUGUCUGGAAUGAGGCACAACUGAGCUAUGAAAAGUUCACUGAAGAGUUCCUCGUCAACGCCACUGCUUCAAAUGGUUCUUGCAACAAAGGGAAUGUUCGCACGCGCCAGCGGUGGGACGACUUGUCAACAGAUGCAAAGCUCGAGUAUAUACGUGCGGUGAAGUGCUUGUACUCUCUCCCAUCCACAACGGAUCCCCUUGUUGCACCUGGCGCCAAGACUCGCGUGGACGAUUUUGUCUACACUCACAUCAACCAGACAAAUUUCGUCCACGGUUCCGGAAUCUUCCUCCCCUGGCAUAGAGAGUACAUGUGGCUCUAUGAAAGUGCGCUCUACGAUGAGUGCGGCUUCAAGGGGACCGGCGUGCCCUACUGGGACUGGUUCCUUCACACAGACGACCAGGCUAGUUCGCCAGUCUUUGACUCGGGACCAGCAGGGUUUGGCGGCAACGGCCUCUACAUCCCACACGAAGCAAGCAACGACACUCUCGUAGAUGUCCCCGGACCUGUCUGGGUAGACCGAGAUGCUGGCACUGGUGGUGGCUGUGUCGUCGAUGGCGCCUUUGCCAAUCUCACCCUCACCCUUGGCCCUGUCGUUCCGGCAGAUACCCCAGCGGAUGAUCCAUAUGGUCUCAAAGGCAAUCCACGAUGCCUGAAACGCGACUUCCUGCAAGCUCAAAGCUCAGCUCACCUGACAUUCCAGCAAGCCGCCGAUCUGCUAGAGACAACCACCUACGCCGAGUUCCGCCCGGAGGUAUCUUCUCUACCGCUCUAUGGCGUGCCUUUUGCAGUCAAAGAUAACAUCGACGCAGAGGGCUUCGCUACCACUGCCGUAUGCCCAUCAUCUCCUUCGGGAAAGGCGGCCUCGGACGCAGUUGUUGUCCGGAACUUCAAAUCCGCAGCCGCGAUUCUCAUCGGAAAGACAAAUCUGGAUCAGUUCGCAACAGGGCUGGUUGGAACGCGCUCACCCUAUGGUGCAGUUCCCAACUCAUUCGAUUUAACCCGUGUAAGCGGCGGAUCCAGCUCUGGGAGCGCUGUGGUGGUUGCCCGCGGUGUCGUACCCUUCUCACUCGGAACUGACACAGCUGGCUCUGGUCGAGUACCCGCGGGAUUCAAUGAUAUUAUAGGGUCGAAACCAACACGGGGAGCCUUGAGUACUACAGGUGUAGUCCCAGCUUGUCGAACCCUGGAUUGUGUCUCCAUCUUCGCCCUUACCGUGGAGGACGCUCAACUCGCCUUGUCAGUGGUGGAAGGAUACGAUCCAGAGGACUCAUGUUCCCGCAAACGCCCAGAUCUAUUUCAUGAACAAGGAGACACUGUCUUCGGCCAUGUCGGGUCCGUCUCAAGUCCUCGACUAGCUAUAUGUUCCAAUCCGAACUGGUUCGGAUGUGAUGGUCAUCAUCCUGCCUAUGACAAAGCUCUGGAAAAAGCUGCGUCUCUUGGUUGGAUACUGGAGCCUAUUGACUUUAGUCUGCUAUUCCAACUUGCCCAGCUACUGUACUCGGGGACAUGGGUUGCGGAAAGAUACGAGGCAAUUCGAUCCUUCAUUCGGACCGUUGACCCCCAGGCAAUGGAUCCUGUCGUUCAUAAAAUUAUCAAAGGCGCUGAGAAGUUCACGGCGGCUGACGCGUUUGCCGGAGAGUAUUUGAGACGAGAUCUUACCCGACAAAUCGAGACGGCUUUUGCCAGCUUCGAUGGCAUCCUCGUCCCAACCACACCGACAUUCCCAACGCUGGAACAGCUCUCGUUACAGCCUGUGGAGGAGAACUCCAAGCUUGGGACGUACACCAGCUUUGUCAAUUUCAUGGACUGGUCAGCAUUAUCGUUUCCUGCAGGUUUCAGGCCAGACGGGCUUCCAUUUGGCCUGACGCUUAUUGCGAACGCGUGGCAAGAGCCACAGCUUCUAGAGUUGGCUCACCGGUUUUGCUGA
This is a messenger RNA of Clonostachys byssicola, 2010 nucleotides long. The record is from the annotation of a GenBank genome assembly. NCBI's taxonomy places the organism in Eukaryota, Fungi, Ascomycota, Sordariomycetes, Hypocreales, Bionectriaceae.